UUCAAUACUUAAUAAUAUGAUGGGUUCCUCAAAGUCCUUCGAUUAUUUGUUUGUUUCAAAAGUAUUCUAAAAGCUUUAUAUAUUGCAUGUUUUAUGCCUAUUUUAGUCCUGUUAUAAUUGAAUAAGUCAGCCAAUAAUUUUGCAGUUUAUAAUUAACCUUCUGUGGGCUUAAAUCAGAAAACAUUUUAAUCUAUUAAAAAUUAGAAAAAGUUUUUUUGUAAGGGACACUACCCUUAGUCUAUUUAAUCACUUUUGAAACAGAAAUAGGUAUUACACACGCCGUUAACACGUUAUUCAAAUAACUCAAAAAACAUAAAAAAAAGUUAAUUAACACUUACUGAAGUAAUGAAGGGAUACGACCAGGUGAUAUUCACGAACGAGCUCUUGUACCACCGAUCUGUGGGCAGCAAGAUCCAGGAGACACGGCGAUCGUGGGAGGAGCGGUGCUCCUGGUUUCCUGCUGCCCAAAGGGAAUUGUACGGGAGGUGCUCCGAAAUUUACGAAGAGUGUCUGAAGAAGUACGGCAACGAUCACUACGAGUAUUAUUUGAAAAGAAAUCGCCUGAGGGAAGAACACAGAGUCAAUACCAAAUCAUAUAAAAAUCGGGAGACUCGAAAGUCGGAGAGAUGUAUGGCUCACUUAAAGGGCUAUAAGGCAUCCCUUACUUCAAAUGACGAAUAUGGCCGAGUGAAGCCAAUGCAACUCUUCUAUUGCUUUUAGAUAUUUUUGUCCUAAAAAUUUUGAGUCAUAUCCCGAAUUACAAUCACUCAUUCUUGAUAGUAAACAAAACAAUCCAAUAAAAAUAAAGCUGCAUAUUUAUUUAA
Molecule: messenger RNA, 824 nt
Organism: Drosophila rhopaloa
Lineage: Eukaryota; Metazoa; Arthropoda; Insecta; Diptera; Drosophilidae
Exons: 1
Coding region: 346-720 (124 amino acids)
Source: RefSeq, a predicted model, not a curated record